Perognathus longimembris pacificus (Pacific pocket mouse) is the source of this 1275-nucleotide messenger RNA. It is a transcript of the gene Serpinb12, whose product is annotated as serpin family B member 12. Gene Ontology annotation, biological process: negative regulation of endopeptidase activity. Gene Ontology annotation, molecular function: serine-type endopeptidase inhibitor activity. The transcript has 7 exons. Lineage: Eukaryota; Metazoa; Chordata; Mammalia; Rodentia; Heteromyidae. The coding region runs from base 1 to 1275 and encodes 424 amino acids. The record is from RefSeq and is a predicted model, not a curated record.
AUGGAUUCCCUUAUAGCAGCAAACACCAAAUUUUGCUUUGAUCUUUUCCAAGAGAUUAGCAAAGAUGAUAGUUGUCAAAAUAUAUUUUUCUGUCCUCUGAGCCUCUCAGCUGCCCUUGGCAUGGUCCGCCUCGGGGCUAGAAGUGACAGCGCCCAUCAGAUUGACGAGGUACUCCACUUCAAUGAACUGUCCCAGAAUGAUAGCCAAGAACCCGACCCUUGUCUAAAAAGCACAAAAGAAGUGCUGGCUGAAGGCUCCGCGGAAGGGCAGAAAGGGAAGACAGAGGCUCCGGACCAGCAAGCUAAGUCUUCAAAUGGAGAGAAUCAACUGCUCAGCUGCUACUUCGGGAAACUUCUCUCCAAAUUAGAUAGGGCCAAAAUGUACUACACACUCAGUAUGGCCAACAGGCUCUACGGAGAGCAGGACUUCCCAAUCCGCCCGGAAUAUGUAGAUGGUGUGAUUGAAUUUUACCACACGACUAUUGAAAGUGUUGAUUUUCGGAAGGACACUGAAAAUUCCAGACAAAAAAUUAACUUCUGGGUUGAAAGUCAAUGUCAAGGGAAGAUCAAGGAGCUGUUUGGCAAGGACACCAUCAGUAACGCGACUGUGCUGGUGCUGGUGAAUGCUGUUUACUUCAAGGCCAAAUGGGAAAAAAGCUUUGACUGUGAAAACACAGUUGAUGCCCCUUUCUCUCUAAAUGAGAAUGAAAGGAAGAGUGUCAAGAUGAUGAAGCAAAAGGGUCAGUUCAGAAUUGGCUUCAUUGAGGAGCUGCAGGCCCAGAUCCUGGAAAUGAGGUACAACACGGGGAAGGUCAGCAUGUUCAUCGUGCUGCCGCCUUGCUCCCAGGACAACGUGAUGGGUCUCCAAGAGCUUGAAAAGCACAUAACCUAUGAAAAAAUAGUGGCCUGGAGCAGCCCAGAGAACAUGUCAGAAGAAGCAGUGUCUGUCUCCUUCCCCCAGUUCACCAUGGAAAAUACCUAUGAUCUCAAUUCUACUCUGCAAGACAUGGGCAUUACAGAUAUCUUUGAUGAGACGAAGGCUGAUCUCACUGGAAUCUCUCCCAGUCCCAAGCUGUACCUGUCCAAAGUGAUCCACAAGACCUUUGUGGAGGUGGAUGAAAUGGGCACACAGGCUGCGGCAGCCAGUGGGGUAGUGGGCACGGAAAGGUCACGGCCAUCUUGGAAGGAGUUCAAUGCUGACCACCCCUUUCUCUUCUUUAUCAAACACAACGAAACCCAGACAAUUCUUUUCUAUGGCAGGGUCUGUUCUCCUUGA